CUAACGCUUAUUGGGACUGAACGCAUGUCUUUUGCACCUUCCAACCAAGAUCUUCGACCUCUCUCGGUCACUUUCCCCGAGAAAUCCCAAAUUAAUACCAAAUUAUAUCCUACAAUCAAACUCAGGAGAAAUGGAGCGUCAUAAUGAAGCAGUCUCUGCCAUUGCCUCUUCUAUUAAACAGUUUUACGAGAGGAAAGAGGCUUUUAGAUUAUAUCAUGGAUCGACCAAUAGUACACGAGAUUCGAAUCGACGCAGGGACCGCAUGAUAGAUACGAGCAAAUUAAAUCGAGUGCUUCAUGUAGACACGAAGAAAAAGGUAGCUCUCGUUGAACCAAAUGUACCAAUGGAUAGUCUUGUUGCGGAAACUCUUCGCUAUGGUCUGGUACCCCCGGUGGUUAUGGAAUUCCCCGGCAUUACCACUGGAGGAGGAUUUGCUGGUACUUCUGGAGAGAGUAGCUCUUUCAAAUAUGGCUUCUUUGAUCGCACGGUCAAUUGGAUCGAGAUGGUCCUUGCAAACGGCGAGAUCGUAUCAGCUUCCAAGAAUGAGAAGCCGGAUCUGUUUUAUGGUGCGGCAUCGUCUUUUGGAACGCUAGGAGUCACGACUUUGCUUGAGUUGCAGCUAAUUGAAGCAAAAACCUAUGUCGAGUUGACAUAUAUAAAUAUAAAAAGCAUGGAAGAGGGGAUAAAAAAGAUUGAGGAAAUUACAAAGGAUCCAAACGUGGACUAUCUUGAUGGUAUUCUGUUCAGCAGAGAGACUGGCGUCAUCUGUUCCGGACGUUUGGUUGACAAACUGAAGCCUAAUAUGCACAUACAAGGCUUCGUAAAGAAGUCGGAUCCUUGGUUUUAUCUCCAUGCCAAGAACUUAUAUAAUAGGAGUUCCGGAUCAGUCACAGAAGCUAUUCCUCUUGUCGAUUAUUUAUUUCGAUAUGAUCGAGGAGGCUUCUGGGUCGGCAGAUAUGCAUAUAGGUAACUGAGCAGUCAAACUUUAAUGUUGGAAGGCCACUCACUCUUGCUUCCAGAUACUUCAUUACUCCAUUUAACCGUAUCACGCGUCGUCUACUCGAUUACUUUAUGCAUACGCGAGUGAUGUAUCACGCACUACACCAAAGCGGACUUUCCAAAAAGUAUAUAAUCCAGGAUGUAGCAAUUCCAUAUCCCCGCACAACGGAGUUUGUCAAUUAUCUAGACAAGGAUUUCGGGCAGUGGCCCAUUUGGUUGUGUCCGCUACGACAGGACGGGCUCUCCAGCGAAUCGCCACUCGGGCUCCUCGCUGAGAGAAACGGGAAUUCAUCUACUCCGAACAUGUUGCUCAACUUUGGGGUUUGGGGACCAGGGCCAGAUGCUCGUGAUGCAUUCAUAACAUGGAACCGAAAGUUUGAACACAAAGUUCGAGAGCUGGGUGGACAGAAAUGGCUGUAUGCUCAUGCCUACUAUACCGAGGAGGAAUUCGAUGAGAUUUAUAAUCGUAAGGAAUAUGACGCUCUCCGUGUCAAGUACCAUGCAACACAUCUUCCUAGUAUCUAUGAUAAGGUCAAAGUUGAUAUUGAGUCAGAACGCAGGGAGUUGCAAGGAUCGUGGAGUUUGUGGUUGCUGGCAAUCUUCUGGAAUAUUUGGCCAUUGAGUGGACUGUAUGGCGUAUUCAAAGCAUUUUUAGGUGGAGAUUAUCUUCUUCCGAAGACCCGCGAAUCUAGCAAAACAUGGAAAAUUAAAGAAUAAGGUAGCUGAAGUCAGAUGAUCCAAUUGCGUUGUAAGGAAGGGGUCUACAAACUAUGCAUUUCUUAUUGGUUCAUGAUUAUCAUCAAUAGCUUUAUUAACAAACAAUCCGCCGCUUUCGCAUCGAUGGAAACAAAGGUUCACUUUUCCCUGAUAGGAAGU
Molecule: messenger RNA, 1875 nt
Organism: Sclerotinia trifoliorum
Lineage: Eukaryota; Fungi; Ascomycota; Leotiomycetes; Helotiales; Sclerotiniaceae
Source: the annotation of a GenBank genome assembly